UGGGUCUGCGAAACGACGACGUAAAGCUUUUUUAGGGUUUUGUCGAUCUCUUCAAUUUUGGGGGUUUUUGGUUGGCUUCGUCGUCUCGUGUCAUCCUUACAUUUUGCUUGUGAUUAUUUCUUGCAGCAGAUUGGAAAUGCUCAUGGCGGUGUUGUUGCCACAAACCCAAUUCAAGCAUUGGUUGGAAAUGCUCAUGGAGGAGGCUCCGGCGCUACAAACCCAAUUCAAGCAUCGUUUGGAAAAUUGGUCAACAAAGACAAUGCCACAAAGGUUGAAAAGCUCCGCCCAGACAUGUCGGAUGUCACUCUCACUGUAAAGGUUGUUAGUACUACGAUAGUAGGUCGGAAGGGACGUCCUGGUGGCCCUCGAAGCCACAUGCAAUUUGCUGACUGCUUGGUUGGCGAUGAAACUGGAGUGAUAAUCUUCAGAGCUACAAACGAUCAAGUGGACUUGAUGAAAGUGGGUUUGACUGUAACUCUGCAAAAUGCCAAAGUUGACAUGUUCAAAGAUUCAAUGAGGCUUGUUGUCGACAAAAGUGGCAGUGUUCUAGUUGCUGAGCCGGCCAGUUUUACUGUGAAGGAAGAUAGCAACCUCUCACUCAUUCAAGCAUCGAUUGGAAAUGUCAACAAAGAUAAUGCCAUAAAGGUUGAAAAGCUCCGCCCAGACAUGUCGGAUGUCACUCUCACUGUAAAGGUUGUUAGUACUAAGAUAGUAGGUAUUCAAUUUGCUGAGUGCUUGGUUGGCGAUGAAACUGGAAUGAUAGUCUUCAGAGCUACAAACGAUCAAGUGGACUUGAUGAAAGAGGGUUUGACUGUAACUCUGCAAAAUGCCAAAGUUGACAUGUCCGAAGAUUCAAUGAGGCUUGUUGUCGACGAAAGUGGCAGUGUUGAAGUUGCUGAGCCUGCCGGUUUUACUGUGAAGGAAGAUAACAACCUCUCACUCAUUGAAUUUGAACGUGUCGAUGUCGAUAUAUGAGGCAUCAAAUCUCCAAAAUGUUCUCGAAAGUGCCCUCUUAGGAAGAAGAAAUCUUGAAGCUAGUACCACCCAAGUCGUUUCCUUACCUUACCUGUGUGCAGCUGAUAGUCUAUGACCUUUGGUUGUACUGCCAAAAUAGAUGUUGAUGGCUGUGAGUCCUUGAAGAUAAGGAAGCUGGUUGCUUUAUCAUGUUUACUAUCUGAUUUGUAAAUCUUUGGGAAUUAUCAAAUGUCCCUAAGAAUUUUGCUGUGUUACUUCACUUCAAAUUUCUUAUGCUGUGAAGUGUUGAACUCCUUGCAUUGUUUGUAGUCUUAGGAAUUAACUUCUACCCCAAACCCUAGUGGUGCUUAUUCUGGGUAGUUAAGCAGAGAUCAAGUGUAAAUGUCAGUUGGUGACUCAAAUCCAUGUAUUUGGCUUACUUGUUUGGAUUUCCUAGCAGGUUUCAACAACUGUUUAUUUCUUA
Molecule: messenger RNA, 1438 nt
Organism: Rosa chinensis
Lineage: Eukaryota; Viridiplantae; Streptophyta; Magnoliopsida; Rosales; Rosaceae
Exons: 6
Coding region: 292-975 (227 amino acids)
Source: RefSeq, a predicted model, not a curated record